This is a messenger RNA of Leishmania braziliensis MHOM/BR/75/M2904, 369 nucleotides long. RefSeq lists its product as hypothetical. Lineage: Eukaryota; Euglenozoa; Kinetoplastea; Trypanosomatida; Trypanosomatidae. The transcript has a single exon. The record is from RefSeq and is a predicted model, not a curated record. The coding region runs from base 1 to 369 and encodes 122 amino acids.
AUGGAGGAGGAGGUGCACAAGAACGACAAGAAGAUGGAACCCAGCGAAAUCGAUGACCAGGUGCGCCGCAUGUACGAGGAGGAGCGCAAGAAGAGCCGGAUGCGGCGCGAGGCGCUUAACUCGCGCUACCUGCUGACCGCGGAGCCGAAGAAGAUAGGUAAGAAGGAGCUGAAGGGAUGUGUGGAUCGCCUCUCGCACGUUGACUGGGAGAAGCGCGACGAGGAGCUUUUCAAGAAGUAUGUGUCACCCUAUCGCUCGAUGCCAAGGUCGAUUUUCUCGCGUCGUAGGGCGGCAGGUGGUGGCGCCAGCAGCCCCUGCGGGACAGCACAGAAGGGGUACAUGCGCAUCCAUCAUGCAGCGCUCUGCUGA